UAUUAGGAAUGCUUCUCUCCUGGGUUCGGAUAGGUAGGAAUGGUCUCAGUCGGAUAUUCAGCAUGUGAAUAGAUAUUUCUGCCGCAUGUUUGGAGAGGACUGUUACGCAAAGAAUGUUUUGCGCUAAGCUGAAGGAUCUGAAGAUUGCAGGGGAAUGUCCGUUUUCUAUGGUCGUGGGAAAUGAGGAACCGGCGGAUUUUGAGGAGAGCGGAGCGGUGAACGUUGUGCCAGUGUCCAGAGAGGUGCAGAGCAAUCUCACCAGCAUUCUGCCCAGACGCAAAACAAGCCGAAGCAAAGUUAAUCUGCAUUCACUGGGAGAGAGCAUCCGAAAGCUGGUGUGCCCAGAGUUCGACAAAUUACGAGAUGCAUUGGUCAGAGUUAUGAAACAGCCGAGUUGCCCUGUAGCAUGCAGUUCUGAUGUAUCUCAGACACUGGACAAUGCUGAACAAUUAUCAGAUGUCAUGAGAGACUACUCCCUAAAAACAGAGAUCCCCAUGGACACGCUAAAGACAUCUCUGGGUCUGGAGGUGUUUCGGGACUGUUAUGAGGAGGACGGUCAUAUUCUUCGUGUGGUGGGGGGAGCUCUCCACGAUUUUCUCAACAGCUUCAACGUUCUUCUAAAGCAGAGCACGCCGUCCACCCCAGAGGUCCAGCGCUACGUCCAGCAAGCCUCCAUCCUCUGCCUGGACAAGGAUCCGGGGCUCCUGACCGUCUAUUUCUUCAAUCCCCUCCCCACCACCGAGCUCUUCUUCUCGGGGAUCAUCCAGGCGGCGGCGUGCUGGCUCUACUGCACUCGGGUGGAGGUCAGAAUGGAGGUUGGGGGUAAAGACAGCGGUGCUCUUCAGGCCACUCAUCAGCCCCAUCUGCUGUACUCGGUGAUCGUGAGAGACGGCAGGAACCUGACGCCGAGCCCCAUGAGGACACCCUCGUCCGGAGACAUUCCCCUCUCGCUGCUCUACUCCACUUUUCCCUUCCACAUUCUCUUGGAUCAGGAUAUGGGCCUGAUGCAGAUCGGAGACGGUUUGAGGAGGAGGCUCGGCCGAAGCAGACCCGUUUUCCUCGAGCACUUUCUCAUCGUUUCACCUGAGAUUCGAGCCAGCUUCCAGGAUAUUUUAACCAUGCUUAACACUCAGUUUGUGCUGCGGGUCAAGCAGCACGGAGCAAGCUCUGCCGACAGCCCUGGAAAGCACAUGGACCUGAAGGGGCAGAUGAUCUUCAUGUCAGAGAUGAGUGCUCUGCUCUUCCUCGGCUCUCCGUGUGUAGAUAAACUGGAGGAGUUGACAGGUCGCGGCCUCUACCUCUCUGACAUCCCCAUCCACAAUGCACUGCGAGAUGUUGUUCUGGUCGGAGAACAGACCAAGGCCCAGGAUGGACUGAAGAAGCGUCUGGGUAAAGCCAAAGCCGCCCUGGAACAAGCCCACCAGGCCCUGGAAGAAGAAAAGCGGCGAACAGUAGAGCUGCUCUUCACCAUAUUCCCAGGGAAUGUGGCUCAGCGUUUGUGGCAGGGGCUUCCAGUGCAGGCUAAAAAGUUUGAUCACGUCACAGUGCUGUUCUCAGAUAUCGUGGGCUUCACUGCGAUCUGUUCGCGAUGCACGCCCAUGCAGGUGGUGAACAUGCUCAGUGCGCUCUACACGCGGUUUGAUCACCGCUGCGGUGAGCUGGACGUGUAUAAGGUGGAGACCAUUGGGGAUGCGUACUGUGUAGCCGGAGGCUUGCACAAAGAGAGUCCGACCCACGCUGUCCAGAUCGCUCUCAUGGCUCUGGAGAUGAUGGACUUGUCUGAUGAGGUCACGACCCCCAUGGGAGAGGUUAUCAAGAUGCGUAUCGGGAUCCACUCUGGCUCGGUUUUGGCCGGUGUGGUCGGUGUGAAAAUGCCCCGCUACUGCCUUUUCGGCAACAACGUCACAUUGGCCAACAAGUUUGAGUCUUGUAGCCUGCCGAGAAAAAUCAACGUCAGUCCCACCACGUACAGAUUGUUAAAAGAUCGUCCAGAGUUCAUUCUCAUCCCCCGGACGAGAGAGGAUCUUCCGCCCAACUUCCCCGCCAACAUCCCUGGAGUUUGUUACUUCCUCCAGGCUCACGAUCAGAAGACGAGUGUUGCUUCCAGAAGCUGUGCUUCAUACGAAACGCAGGCCAGCGGAUGAAAGCGUCAAACCUGGA
Messenger RNA from Carassius auratus (goldfish), 2160 nucleotides. Its product is annotated as guanylate cyclase soluble subunit alpha-1-like. The transcript is spliced from 8 exons. Bases 114 to 2144 code for a protein of 676 amino acids. Lineage: Eukaryota; Metazoa; Chordata; Actinopteri; Cypriniformes; Cyprinidae. Gene Ontology annotation, molecular function: guanylate cyclase activity; heme binding. The record is from RefSeq and is a predicted model, not a curated record. Gene Ontology annotation, biological process: cGMP biosynthetic process; response to oxygen levels. Gene Ontology annotation, cellular component: guanylate cyclase complex, soluble.